Colletotrichum destructivum is the source of this 2500-nucleotide messenger RNA. RefSeq names its product Putative aldo-keto reductase, NADP-dependent oxidoreductase domain-containing protein. The transcript has a single exon. Lineage: Eukaryota; Fungi; Ascomycota; Sordariomycetes; Glomerellales; Glomerellaceae. The coding region runs from base 933 to 2111 and encodes 392 amino acids. Gene Ontology annotation, molecular function: D-arabinose 1-dehydrogenase [NAD(P)+] activity. Gene Ontology annotation, cellular component: cytosol. The record is from RefSeq and is a predicted model, not a curated record. Gene Ontology annotation, biological process: dehydro-D-arabinono-1,4-lactone biosynthetic process.
CAUCCAUCCAUCCAUCCAUCCAUCCAUCCACUUAUCCAUCCAUCCACCACCAUCUACCAUCGCCAGGCUUCUCUCCCACCAGCCAAGCGGGCGCGUGGCCUGGUAGUUUCAAACUUCCAUCACACAUAAGGCUCCGCCUCCAAAGUCGACAGUACUCGGCCCGAUCGAGUCAUGGCUCCAUCGUCUGCGCCCCAACCCCGCAAUGUCGGGCAUUUCGCGAUUGCGGCUUUUCUGCCAGACAGAUUCCAUACUCAUUCACUCACUUAAGAUGCUGCGAGCAAAGUGCUAGAUGGGCUCAAGCCGUCAUGGCGAUAGCAGGGGCGUACAACAAACAGCCUACACCAGCAUGCUGGAAGCGACGAACGAGGUCAGGCAGCCCGUAUGUGUGGUAGGCAACGGCCUGUUUCGGCCUGCUCUGGGGCGCGAGCAAGGUCAGAAACCUCGACCGUGAGACCAAACCACGAGCCACCACCAUCAUCUCCUCGUUCAUCCCCCCCUCACCGUCCCCGGUCCUGGCCGGGGCGCCACUACGCCAACACCAGUCCGAUUACAGCAGAGACCCUAAAAUGAGAAGGGAAAAAGGCUUUCCCCCACCUUUCCGGCGGGGCAAGCCGCAAAUCACAUUCGGGAUCCCAGACACGCGGGGGACCCUGACUAUCAGUCUAUCAGUCAUUGACGUGCUCGACUCGACCCGAUAUCCGAACCUGCGCCCUCUCGCCCGUGUUUCUGCCCUGGAGAGCUUCUCACGACUCAGGACAAUUACUGCCCUUUACUGUCGCCACGUUACAUAGCAGCCAAUUUGACUGCUAUACACUACGGGGUUUUAGUUCGUUGUUUCUGAACUUGCAGACCAAACAAGGACAAGAGGAGGGGGGAAGAAAGAAAGGAAAGGAAAAGAAAAAAGUUCGCCGACAAUCUAGACGAAGAACAAAAUGGCUGCCUCGCGCACCACCGCCGCCUCCCGUCCACUCUCGGCCGUCCUGCCGCCGCUGGUUCUCGGUACGGCCACCUUCAACUACCAAUACGUCUCGGACCCCGGCCGUAUGCCCUCGGUCGACAUCGUUUCGCGCGCCCUUGACCUUGGCGUCACGGCCUUCGACACCUCCCCCUACUACGGCCCCUCCGAGUCCAUACUCGGUGAUGCCCUGCGCAGCCUCUCGCCACCCCGCGAGUCCUACUUCCUUGUCACCAAGGCAGGCCGCAUCGCCCCGACCGAGUUCGAUUAUUCCCCCGCCUGGAUCCGCGCCUCGGUCCGCCGCAGCCUCGACCGCCUCAACACCUCGUACCUCGACCUCGUCUACACCCACGACGCAGAGUUCGUCUCCCCCGACGACGUCGUCGCUGCCGUCCGUGAGCUGCGCCGCCUUCGCGACGAGGAGGGGCUCGUCCGCUACGUCGGCAUCUGCGGCUAUCCCGUGCCUGUCCUCUGCGAUCUUGCCGAGAAGAUCCUCCGCGAAACGGGCGAACCCAUCGACGCCGUCCAGUCCUUUUCGCACUUUUGCGUACAAAACAACACCCUUGGCACCGAUGCCGUCUUAUCGCGCCUCCGGGACGCUGGUGUCGGUGUCGUCACCAACGCGAGCAUGCUGAGCAUGGGCCUGCUCACGACGCGCGGUGUCGAUGACGGGCCCAUGGCGAGCUGGCACCCGGCCCCGAGCCCGUUGCGCAAACUGUGCAAGAGCCUCGCCAUUAUCGCCGAGGCCGCGGGCGAGAAGAUGGAGGAUGUCGCCCUCUACUGGGCCAUGUCGAACUGGGCUCGCGUCGGUCGCGCCUUUGGCAGCGAGUUGCUGCCGCCCACCUAUAACAUCCCCACCAAAGUCGGCGUCAGUGUCAUGGGCGUCACGUCCGUUCCCGAGCUGGAGGAGACGGUUCUCGCUUGGCAAACUAUGUUGCACGAGCUCGUGGCCGAGAGCAGCAGCGGCGGCGGCGACAAGACGCAGUCUAAUGCUUCCACGGCGUGCCGUCGGCACGACAAGAUCCAGCGCCUCGUGACGGAACAAAUGUGGCCGGCCCUGGGAGAUUGGCGUAACUAUAGCUGGGCCAGCCCUGGUGAGGAUUUCGUAAAUCAGCGUGCCCAGCAGGCCUCCACCACCGCCGAGCCCCAUUUGUAGAUGUAUCCCCAGGAAUUCUUGCAGUCACAACCCUUUGGAAUUCGGCAUUUUCGGCGUUUCCUCAAUAAACAGAAUUGUGAAGCUGAGACCUUCGUCAUCUCGGCUUUCUUAUUUCCACGUACUCGGACGGUAGUAGAAUACAAUGAAUCAGCCAUUCACAUGGCAAAAAAAAAAAAAAAAAGAAAAAGAGGGGGGAGAAACAAGUAGCACGUCUAAACAAUCAAUCCACUCUACCUUCCCAAAUGCCACGCUAAACGCCCUGAGUGCCCUUGAGUUUCUCACCCAGAGUGUAUGCAAAAAUGAAAAAAGUCUCCAAGUUUUCGCGCCGAGUUGCCGCCACCAGCUGCGACAAAAUACCGCAUUUCCCCGUAACACCCUCGUCGUGAUUU